AUGUCUGAGAGCCAGCGCGAGCUGUAUGACAAAGUCAAGAAUGAGCGUGGAUGGCUUCAUUUGGAGAGCAAUCAGAUUGGCGAUGUUGGAGCACAAGUGGUUGCUGAGGCACUCAAAGUGAACACGACAGUGACGCACCUCGAAUUGGGUCAGAAUCACAUUAGCGACGUUGGAGCGCGCGCGAUUGCUGAGACACUCAAAGUGAACAAGACGGUGGCCGAGGUUACUUUGAGCUGGAAUCAGACUGGCGAUGCGGGAGCGCGGGCGAUUGCUGAGACACUGAAAGUGAACACGACGCUGACUUGGCUCAAUUUGAGCUCGACUCAGCUUGGCGAUGCUGGAGCGCGGGCGAUUGCUGAGACACUCAAAGUGAACACGACGCUGGAAUAUCUCUAUCUGAGUCGCAAUCGAAUUGGCGAUGCUGGAGCGCAGGCGAUCGCUGAGGCUGUCAAAGUGAACACGAACCUGAUUUGGAUCCGUCUGAAUACGAAUCGGAUUGGCGAUGCAGGAGCACAAGCGAUUGCAGCAGCACUCGGAGAGAACAAGACGAUGACUGAGCUGCAUCUAGGGAGAAAUUGCAUUGGCAAAGUUGGCGUUCAAGCGCUUCGUGAGGCACGCAAAGUCAACGGCAUUCUGACUGAGCUUGAGUAG
Capsaspora owczarzaki ATCC 30864 is the source of this 651-nucleotide messenger RNA. RefSeq lists its product as hypothetical. The transcript is spliced from 8 exons. Gene Ontology annotation, cellular component: perinuclear region of cytoplasm; nucleus; cytosol. Bases 1 to 651 code for a protein of 216 amino acids. The record is from RefSeq and is a predicted model, not a curated record. NCBI's taxonomy places the organism in Eukaryota, Filasterea, Ministeriida, Capsasporidae. Gene Ontology annotation, molecular function: GTPase activator activity; small GTPase binding. Gene Ontology annotation, biological process: nucleocytoplasmic transport; activation of GTPase activity.